GUAGACUAGCAAUCCCAGAGUCUUAAGGAGCUGACGUUAACCCUCCGGUCACAAUGCACGGCCACCUUCCCUUCCUUUUCCUCCCACUCUCAUUACCCAAUCUGUCUCUCUCCUCAGAUUCCGAUGCUUCCUUCCCAAUCACAUCACUUCUUCCUACUCCCCCAAUUCACCUCCGGCGUACCUUAGUCCAACCACCCUUCAAAUCCCCAAAAAUCGCCACAAUUACCGGAAUCUUUCAUGGAACACCAGGGUGCGCACAACACCUCCCGACCCCACGCUGGCGGCCGAGAAGACUGCUGGAGCGAAGGCGCCACCGAAACGCUGAUCGAAGCCUGGGGCAACCGUUAUCUCAGACUCAACCGGGGUAACCUCCGUCAGAAAGACUGGAAAGAAGUCGCCGACGCCGUUAACGGCCGUCAGAACGGCAUCAAGCCCCCUCGCACCGACAUCCAGUGCAAAAACCGCAUCGACACCUUGAAGAAGAAGUACAAAACCGAGAAAUCCAAACCCUCGCCGUCGAAAUGGCCGUUCUAUUCGCGUCUCGGUUACCUUAUCGGACCAAACUCCGGUACACCGUCGAGCAAAAAAUCCGCCACCACCGUUACUCUCACCGUAAAAUCAAAACAUAAACAAAACCGUAACCCUAAUUUUAACGCCGUUAAUUUUUCCGGUGGUUCAUCAAGGUUGAAUUCGAGUGGUUCUAAUGAGAGUUCUCUUGGUAAUGGUGGAAGACACGAAGAAGACGAUGAUGAUGGGGUAUUCGGUGUGAGGAAGUAUAACAGAAUGGACAGUGUGGAUUUAUCGGAGGAAUCGGCGUUUAAGGAAUUGGCGAGGGCGAUUUUGAGGUUCGGGGAGAUAUAUGAGAGGAUCGAGAGUUUGAAACAGCAACAGAUGAUGGAAUUGGAGAAGCAGAGGAUGGAGUUCACUAAGGAGCUUGAGUGCCAAAGGAUGAAUAUGUUCAUGGAAGCUCAACUCGAGCUCGAGAAAAUGAAACGGUCAGCAAAGCAAACGCCCGGUUCAGGGAAGAAGUUAAGCUGAGAUGGCAUGAACACUCUCCUCGACAAGCAAAGGGUCGUAUAUGAAGCACGUCAGAUAAAAACAUCCUUGGUGUUAAGUGAGCUGCAGAUUCAAUAUUCCAAGAAAGCGCAAAUUGUAAUGUGUUUAAGUGCAUGUUUUUUAUUUUCAUUUGUAUAUUAUUAGGUAUUCCACAACAGAUUUCUAUUGCUAUUACAUUUUCUAAUUGUAAUUUCUUGCCCCCUUUCCACCUUUGGUCAAUGAAUUCAUGAUGUUUCUCAUAUGUAGCUAAGACCUAUGAUGUAUUGUUUUUUUUACUUUUAUUUUUUCUUUAUUCUCGGGUUGGACGACUUCUCCAUCUCCACCUUAACAUGUAUUCUAUUUAUGAAUAAAAC
Messenger RNA from Ilex paraguariensis (yerba mate), 1409 nucleotides. The record is from the annotation of a GenBank genome assembly. Lineage: Eukaryota; Viridiplantae; Streptophyta; Magnoliopsida; Aquifoliales; Aquifoliaceae.